This is a messenger RNA of Lathyrus oleraceus (garden pea), 1634 nucleotides long. Its product is annotated as ubiquitin receptor RAD23c. The transcript has 12 exons. Gene Ontology annotation, biological process: proteasome-mediated ubiquitin-dependent protein catabolic process; nucleotide-excision repair. Gene Ontology annotation, cellular component: nucleoplasm; cytosol. The coding region runs from base 279 to 1505 and encodes 408 amino acids. Lineage: Eukaryota; Viridiplantae; Streptophyta; Magnoliopsida; Fabales; Fabaceae. The record is from RefSeq and is a predicted model, not a curated record. Gene Ontology annotation, molecular function: polyubiquitin modification-dependent protein binding; ubiquitin binding; proteasome binding.
GAUCAACACAAAAAAAUCAAAAGAAAACAUCCAAGCCGCGCGUUAAUCCAAUCCCAUAAUUAACUCGUGAAGUUCACAACUCAACUACUGCCAACAUAAACAAGCAUAUUUUGGGUAUAUCUUAUUUAAAAUCAUAGAGAGAAAAGAGAGAUUUUAGGGUCACUCUCGUUUUCUUUCCUUCAUCCGUCGUCGUUUCGGUCUCCGAAUCCCUACCGCGCCGUCGCGAAUUUCGAAGCUCUUCGUUGCGGCGAUCGAAGAUUUUUGUAGCUGUAACCAAGAUGAAGGUUUUUGUGAAGACUCUUAAAGGAACUCACUUCGAAAUCGAAGUGACGCCACAAGACACGAUUUCUGAAGUGAAGAAAAAUAUAGAAACUGUUCAGGGUGUAGAUGUCUAUCCUGCUGCACAGCAAAUGCUUAUUCAUCAAGGGAAAGUUUUGAAGGAUGACACCACCUUGGAGGAAAAUAAAGUAGCUGAAAAUAGUUUUCUUGUAAUUAUGCUUUCAAAGAAUAAGACUAAAUCUGGUGAAGGGUCUACUGCUUCAAAUGCUCCUCCAGCAAAGGCCCCACAAACGAGUUCUGCUCCUACUUCAACCCCCACAGUGUCUGUAUCACCUCAAGCUCCCGCUGCUGUUGCCACACAACCUGCAUCUGUUGCUGCACCUUCUCCAGCUCCAGCUCCAGCUCCUACUCCUGCUCCCACUCUUGCUCCCACUCCUGCUCCUAUAUCUUCAGCAACUGCUACGGAAGGUUCUGAUGUUUAUGGGCAGGCGGCAUCCAAUCUGGUUGCUGGUAGCAACUUGGAGGAAACAGUUCAGCAAAUCCUAGAUAUGGGUGGAGGAAGCUGGGAUAGGGAUACUGUUAUUCGUGCUCUUCGAGCCGCCUUCAACAACCCUGAGAGAGCUGUUGAAUAUUUGUAUUCUGGUAUCCCUGAACAAGCUGAAGCUCCAGCAGUAUCCCAAGUGCCUGCAAUUGCGCAGCCUGCGAGUCCUGCAGCUGCAGCUGCAGCUCCACAAGCAGCACAGCCUGCUCCUGUUACAUCUAGUGGACCUAAUGCUAAUCCUCUAGACCUCUUUCCCCAGGGCCUCCCAAAUAUUGGUGCUGGUGCUGCCGGUGCCGGCUCUCUGGAUUUUCUACGCAACAGUCAGCAAUUCCAAGCUCUGCGAGCUAUGGUGCAGGCAAACCCACAAAUAUUGCAGCCCAUGCUACAAGAACUUGGCAAACAAAAUCCUCAUCUUAUGAGAUUGAUUCGAGAUCAUCAAGCUGACUUUCUUCGCCUGAUUAACGAACCCAUGGAAGGUGGCGAAGGGAACCUUUUGGGACAAAUGGCUGGUGGCAUGCCACAAGCAGUAACAGUCACACCCGAGGAGCGCCAAGCUAUUGAACGGCUUGAAGCAAUGGGUUUCGACCGUGCUAUAGUAUUGGAGGUGUACUUCGCCUGUAACAAAAAUGAAGAAUUGGCGGCCAACUACCUUUUAGACCACAUGCAUGAGUUUGACGAACAAUGAUCUCCUUUCCAAUAAUUUCCAAAUUAUUUUUCGUUAUCUUUUCUCUCGAGGGACCUUUUUAAAAUUUUUAUACUUGGUGUUUAAUGAGGUAUUGCUUUAUAAAGACAAUUUCAAGUUGACUUUGGACAA